AUGAACAGUGGACUCCCACCUUCCGCUGCUCCGCUCGGGGGUACCGGGAUACCUAAUGUCAAGGUAAAGUUUUGCCGAUACUACGCGAAAGACAAGACAUGCUUUUACGGAGAUGAGUGCCAGUUCCUGCACGAGGAUCCCUCCAUGGGAAGCAUGUCGCUGCACGGAGGCGGCGGUAGCCCCGUCCCGCUGCCUGUGGCUGGAGGUGGCGGGACGCCAGCGGGGUAUUCCCUCGGUGGCACGACGGCACCGGUCUGCCCAGGCGGCGGAGGGACCGGUGUGUCCAAAAAAACUGAAGCACUGGGGCCUGCGGGCACGACGUUGGACGGACAGCUGCUUACCAUCCCAGGGAUGGAGGGUCCAGCCCUAAGUGAUGCCAAUCUCACCAACUCUUACUUCAGCAGCAGCUUCAUUGGUGUCAACGGGUUUGGAAGCCCAGCAGAGCCGAAAUAUACAAUGAUGCAGCGAAUGACUACCAGCAGCAGCUCUCCCAGUCUUCUCAAUGAUGGUGCCAAGAAUUUCAGCCACAGCACUCAUGAUCCAGUGAACUCCUCGACUUCGUCACUGUUCAGUGAUUUCGGUGCUCUUAGCAUUUCCCAGAGGAGAAAGGCUCCUAACCCGACAGCGAGCGAAUUCAUCCCUAAGGGCGCUCCGAGAAUGGCCGCCAUGACGCAGUCUGCAGUUCAGGCCUUCCCUUCUCCGCUCUUUGCUCAUCCUGGUCUUGGGGGCUCCACAGCUGCUUUGGCGCCAGGUAUGUCUUUGUCUGCUGGAUCAUCUCCUCUCCACUCCCCAAAAAUCACGCCUCAAACCUCACCCGCCCCUCGUCGACGGAGUCACACCCCGAACCCUGCCAACUAUAUGGUGCCCACCACUGCGUCUGACCAGGGCGCACACGUCAUUCAGAAAGAGACCGUAGGGGGGACGACGUACUUCUACACAGACAACACCCCAGUGCCAAUGGCAGGGAUGGUGUUUCCUACCUUCCAUAUCUACCCCCCCACUGCCCCCCAUGUGGCUUACAUGCAGCCAAAAGCCAACGCCCCGUCCUUCUUCAUGGCUGAUGAGCUCCGCCAGGAACUAAUUCACAGGCAUCUAAUAACCAUGGCCCAAAUUGACCACUCAGAGAACCCAGAUGUACCGUCCGAGGUGGACAGCUACCACAGCCUGUUUCCCCUCGAGCCUCUCCCUCCACCCAACCGCAUGCAGAAAACCAGCAACUUCAGCUACAUCACCUCCUGCUACAAGGCGGUCAACAGCAAAGAUGACCUGCCAUACUGCCUGAGGAGGAUACAGGGUUUCCGCCUUGUUAAUACCAAAUGCAUGAUGCUGGUCGACAUGUGGAAGAAGAUUCAGCACUCGAACACAGUGACGCUGAGAGAGGUCUUCACAACUAAGGCCUUUGGAGACCACUCUUUGGUUUUUUCAUACGACUUCCAUGCAGGUGCAGAAACGAUGUUCAGCAGGCAUUUUAACGACCCAGCAGCAGACUCGUACUUCACAAAGAGGAAGUGGGGCCAGCAUGAACCUCCUCCACCACGGCAGCAUGCAGGCCUUCUUCCAGAGUCGCUGAUCUGGGCCUACAUUGUCCAGCUUAGCUCGGCCUUGCGGACCAUCCACACAGCCGGCCUUGCCUGUCGGGUUAUGGACCCCAGCAAGAUACUCAUCACUGGCAAAACCAGGUUACGGGUGAACUGCGUCGGCGUGUUUGAUGUCUUAACGUUUGACAACAGUCAGACCAAUCAUCUUGCCCUGAUGCCACAGUACCAGCAAGCUGAUCUAGUAUCGCUGGGGAAGGUGGUGCUGGCUUUGGCCUGUAAUUCACUAGCUGGAAUACAGAGGGAGAAUCUGCAGAAAGCCAUGGAGCUGGUGUCUAUAAACUACUCUUCGGACCUCAAGAACCUUAUUCUGUACCUGCUGACUGAUCAGUCCCGUCUGCGCAGCGUCAAUGACAUCAUGCCCAUGAUUGGAGCACGCUUCUAUACGCAACUCGAUGCAUCGCAGAUGAGGAAUGAUGUCAUCGAGGAGGACCUUGCAAAGGAGGUACAAAAUGGCCGCCUCUUUCGCCUGCUUGCCAAACUUGGAACCAUCAACGAGCGACCAGAGUUUCAGAAGGACCCGGCGUGGUCUGAGACAGGUGACCGCUACCUUUUGAAGCUUUUCCGGGAUCACCUGUUUCACCAGGUGACGGAAGCAGGGACGCCGUGGAUUGACCUCAGCCACAUUGUCAGCUGCCUCAACAAACUGGACGCGGGUGUUCCUGAGAAGAUCAGCUUGGUUUCCAGGGAUGAGAAGAGCGUCCUUGUCGUCACCUAUUCGGACCUGAAGCGCUGCUUCGACAGCACCUUCCAGGAGCUGCAGGCUGCAGCUGCCGGCUCUCUGUAGCGCCCCCUUUGGGCUCAGGCGGGGACCGCCCCCACCUGGAGCGCACCAUUGCACUACAGUGGAGGACCAGGCUCUCGGACAUCAGCACAGCGAAGGCAACGAGGCGGGGCUUCGUCAACCUCAGUCACAUACACUGAUUCCUGUCCACCAGGAACCAUUUUUUUGUAAAGCAUAUAUUUUUCUUUGUUUUUGUGGCUGAAAAUUGAAAAACGAGGGAAAAAAGGAAAAUUGAUAACAAGGAAGCUGUGAUGACCGACAUUUUUUUAAAUUUGGGGAA
Cyprinodon variegatus (sheepshead minnow) is the source of this 2659-nucleotide messenger RNA. It is a transcript of the gene pan3, whose product is annotated as PAN3 poly(A) specific ribonuclease subunit. The coding region runs from base 1 to 2382 and encodes 793 amino acids. Gene Ontology annotation, molecular function: metal ion binding; poly(A) binding. The transcript has 18 exons. Gene Ontology annotation, biological process: nuclear-transcribed mRNA poly(A) tail shortening; mRNA processing. The record is from RefSeq and is a predicted model, not a curated record. NCBI's taxonomy places the organism in Eukaryota, Metazoa, Chordata, Actinopteri, Cyprinodontiformes, Cyprinodontidae. Gene Ontology annotation, cellular component: P-body; PAN complex.